Messenger RNA from Contarinia nasturtii (swede midge), 2281 nucleotides. RefSeq names its product prolyl endopeptidase-like. Gene Ontology annotation, cellular component: cytosol. Gene Ontology annotation, biological process: proteolysis. NCBI's taxonomy places the organism in Eukaryota, Metazoa, Arthropoda, Insecta, Diptera, Cecidomyiidae. The coding region runs from base 64 to 2259 and encodes 731 amino acids. The transcript has 8 exons. The record is from RefSeq and is a predicted model, not a curated record. Gene Ontology annotation, molecular function: oligopeptidase activity; serine-type endopeptidase activity.
UUUCAAUCUAGCGAUUUAGUUGAUCUACGGACGGGGUUGCAGUGAUAAAUAUUUAGUACAAAAAUGUAUUUCGUCACCUUGUUAGCAAAGUGCUUGAUCGCAAUCUUGUUUGCAAAAUCGGUUACGGCUAAUAUAAUCCGCGAUCAAAAAUAUACAUACCCAGCAGUUCGUCGAAAUGAAAGUGUCGUCGAUGUUUUGCAUGGAACGAAAGUGACCGACCCAUAUCGAUGGCUAGAAGAACCAGAUUCAGAUGAGACAAAACAAUUUAUCGACGCUGAAAAUAAAAUAACACAGUCAUUCUUGGAGAAUGACGGUAAAUGGCAGAAAAUCAAUAAAAAGUUAACAGAUAUGUGGAACUAUGACAAAUGGUCGACACCAGAACGUCAUGGAAAAUACUAUUUCGUUCUCAGAAAUUCGGGUCUUCAAAAUCAACCUGUUUGGUAUAAGCAAUCCUCAUUAACUGAUGAACCAACUGUAUUCUUUGAUCCAAAUACACUUUCGUCGGACGGAACGAUUUCGUUGCAUGGCAGAUCAUUUUCCGAGGAUGGAAAACUUUUUGCAUACGGUCUGACUAAAUCUGGUUCAGAUUGGGUGACAAUCAAAAUUCGUGAUGUUGAAAGUGGAAAAGAUUAUCCCGAUCUAUUGCAGAAUAUUAAAUUCACUUCAAUGACAUGGACACAUGAUAAUAAAGGGCUUUUCUACUGUCGUUACGACCAAGAGGGUGAUGGUUCCGAAACUGAAUCGAACAAAAAUCAAAAAUUAUAUUAUCACCGUUUUGGCGAAUCACAAGAAAAAGACGUUCUCGUUGCUGAAUUUCCAGAAAAUCCACUGUGGAUGAUAUCGACUGAAAUGAGUGAUUGUGGCAAAUAUUUGAUUUUAAUGGCUGAGGUCGGUGAGAAUCAACUCUUAUACUUUGCUGAUUUGGAGAGCAACGGUCCGAUUACGGGAAAAAUUCCACUUACCCAAAUUGUUACAGAAUUUGAUGCUUCAUAUGAUUAUGUAGCAAAUAUGGGAUCAAAAGUAGUAUUUCGCACGAAUAAGAAAGCCCCAAAUUAUCGACUUGUUGUCAUCGAUUUUGAUAACUAUGCUGAGGAAAAUUGGACAACUCUGAUUGAGGAAGAUUCUAAAGAUGUAUUGAGGUGGGCGCAUUGCGUAGAUAACGAUAAAAUUGUGAUAUCAUAUCUUCACGACGUAAAGAGUAUAUUACAAGUAAAUUCUCUUAAAACCGGUAAAUUGAUUCGGAUGUUUCCACUUGAAAUCGGAACCGUAAUCGGAUUCGAGGGUAAUCAUAAAUCGUCCGAGAUUUUCUAUCAACUUGUUUCAUUUUUGACACAUGGCAUAAUUUAUCGUUAUGAUUUUGCUACGCCCCACACAGAGCCAACUAUUUUGAGUGAAAUUAAAUUGAAUGUACCCGAUUUUGAUAGAAAUAAUUAUAAAGUAGAACAAGUAUUUUAUCCAAGCCUCGACGGCACAAAGAUUCCUAUGUUCAUUGUACAAAAGAAAACCGAAUCCAAACAGCAUAAACCGGCAUUACUUUAUGGUUACGGAGGACUCAAUUCUCGUCUAUUGCCAGUGUUCCAUUUACCUUACUUUUUCUUUGUCCAUGAAUUCGAUGGUAUUUUGGCUAUUCCAAAUAUCCGUGGUGGCGGUGAAUAUGGCCGAAACUGGCACGAAGCUGGACGAUUGCUCAACAAACAGAAUGUUUUUGACGAUUUUCAAGCUGCCGCUAAGUACUUAGUUGAGCACAAAUAUACAGUACAUGAAAAGAUUGGGAUUAAAGGAGCUUCAAACGGUGGAUUACUUGUUGGAGCCUGUAUCAAUCAACGACCAGACUUAUUUGGCGCCGCUGUAGCUCAAGUCGGUGUGCUUGAUAUGCUGCGUUUCCACAAAUUUACAAUUGGUCAUGCAUGGAUCUCUGAGUUUGGCAAUCCCGAUGAAAAGAUACAUUUUGAAAACCUUUACAAAUACUCGCCGCUACAUAAUAUUCAUGCACCAAAUAGCACCGCAAAUAAAUAUCCAUCGACAUUGAUUCAGACGGGUGAUCAUGAUAACCGAGUUAGUCCAUUGCAUUCGUUGAAAUUCACCGCUGAACUACAAUACAAAGUGAAAAAUAAUGAAUUUCAAAAGAAUCCAAUUCUGUUGAGAGUUUAUAGUAAAACUGGGCAUGGCGCAGGCAAACCAACAGCAAAAAAGAUCGAAGAAGAAACAGAUGUUUUUACAUUUUUGUAUAAGGCACUUCAAAUCAAUGCAGAAUUCUGAUUGAAAAUAUGUGCUUGUGUUU